CAGCUCCGCAAGCACUGGAUCAUUCCAUUCUGAAGAAAGCGACUCAGUCCACAAGUAUAUCGAGGGAAUAACACUGUGAAGGAUUCUGUAUGGAGAUGUAUCUUACAGUCUUCUUCCUGACCACUCUUCUGAUCCUCACACUGCCAGGUAUCCAUGGUGGCAAAGUCCUAAUGUUCCCAUUGGAGGGCAGCCAUUGGGUGAACAUGAAGGUUCUGAUUGAGGAGCUGCAUGCUAAGGGCCACAGUGUCACAGUGGUGCGAGCAUCAAGCAGCUGGUACAUUGAGGAGACGUCCCCUCACUACACCUCAGUCACAGUCCAUGUUGAAGAGAGACGUGAUGAUGAAGAGGUGUACAGCACAUUUGUGUCUAGGUUACUGCAGAUACAAAGAGAGGGUAGAUCUGCGUGGACUCUUUUCAAGGUGCAAAUGGAGAUAGGUAACAUGUUAAAAGAGAUGCAUGAAAACAUAUGUGAAAUGGUGGUCCAGAUGUUUGAAGAUCAGAGCUUGAUGCAGUCUCUACGUGAUGCUCAGUAUGAUUUGGUUCUUACUGAUCCAGUAUUCGGUGGUGGGAUUCUCUUAGCACACUACCUUGGUCUUCCCCUAGUUUUUAAUGUUCGAUGGACAAUACAUGGAGAAGGCCACUUUGCAAUUGCUCCUUCACCACUGUCUUAUGUUCCUUUUCCAGCGGCAGAGUUAACCGACAAUAUGAGCUUUCUCCAGAGGGUCCAAAACUUAUUCGUACAAAGUCUUUUUUGGCUUCAUGCAGCACUUAUUGUGAGCCCUCCUUAUAGUUCUUUAUGUCAUCGCUACUUUGGCCCUGGGGUAGACUACUUUUCGCUCUUUCAGGCAGCAGACAUCUGGCUCAUGAGGGUAGAUUUUGUCUUUGAAUUCCCACGCCCCACCAUGCCUAAUGUUGUCUAUAUGGGUGGAUUCCAGUGCAAGCCUUCCAAGCCCCUUCCAGAAGAUCUGGAGGAGUUUGUUCAGAGUUCCGGAGAGCAUGGUGUCAUUAUUAUGUCUUUAGGCACAUUAUUCGGUCAGCUGCCACAUGAUCUAGCUGAGGAGAUAGCUGCCGCUUUUGCUCAGCUGCCUCAGAAGGUCAUUUGGAGGUACACAGGGGAUAGGCCAGCUACCCUGGGUAACAACACCCGAUUGGUCAACUGGAUGCCACAGAAUGACCUUCUGGGACAUCCCAAAACCAGAGUCUUUGUAGCCCAUGGGGGAUCCAAUGGAAUUCAAGAGGCUAUUUACCAUGGUGUUCCAAUAGUUGGCCUUCCACUGUUUUUUGAUCAGCCUGAUAACCUUUCCAGAAUGAAAGUGAAGGGAGCAGCAAAGGUCUUGGAUUUUGUCACGUUGAACAGACACAUUUUUCUCCAGGCCUUACAGGAAGUGCUCCAUGACCCAUCCUAUAGGAUGAACAUGCAGAGACUCUCCAGGCUGCACCGGGAUCAGCCAAUGAAACCACUGGACCUCGCCCUCUUCUGGAUUGAAUUUGUUAUGAGACACAAAGGUGCUGCUCACCUGCGCACAGAGUCCUAUAAGAUGCCCUGGUAUGUGUACCACUCUGUGGAUGUCAUAGCAGUCUUGCUAGCUCUUAUCUUACUCAUCUUAAUCAUUGUCAUUGCUGUUAUCAGAUAUCUGUGCUGUAAGUUGUUAUGUAAAAGAAAAAUAAAACAUGACUAAUUCUUAAAGGCAGAAAAUCACGCAUUUGUAUCUAAGGUGUUAGCAGUUGUGUUGCUUGUCUUACUUAAUAUUGCUGCUGUUAUCAGAUUUGUCUGCCACAGGGUGUGCAAUAAAAGAACAAUAAAACGCCAAUAUUCAUACACCUUUUGUAUAUUUAUACCUGUAAAAAAUAGAAUAAUGAAACUUUCAGUUCAUGCCAGGAUUAUACUAUGUUCGCAGAAGUU
Megalops cyprinoides (Indo-Pacific tarpon) is the source of this 1903-nucleotide messenger RNA. Its product is annotated as UDP-glucuronosyltransferase 2A1-like. The transcript is spliced from 2 exons. The record is from RefSeq and is a predicted model, not a curated record. Gene Ontology annotation, molecular function: UDP-glycosyltransferase activity. The coding region runs from base 90 to 1679 and encodes 529 amino acids. NCBI's taxonomy places the organism in Eukaryota, Metazoa, Chordata, Actinopteri, Elopiformes, Megalopidae.